AUGAAUCCCUCCAUCUUCACUGCGUUGUGCAAUGUUGUCGCAUCGCUUUGCACACAUAGCUUUGAGCUUAGCAUCAUAUUUGCCGCGUCCGUGAUCGCCUAUGCCGUUUCACUGCACUUCAUGCAGCCUGUUUGCCGCAAACUUUUAGAGCGUCAUAUUCGGGGAGUUGAUAUGGGCAAGACGACGCCAGAAACACGGAAAAGGAUUGUGGAAACGCCUCUGAACGCACUUGAAGAGGAGGAGAAGCGGUUGAUUUUACCGGAGUCUCUUGGCAUUUUCGCUGGUGCGGUGUAUUUGUGUGUGUUGGUGGUGGAGUUAGCGGUGGUGUUUGGCCCCGGCAUGCGUAAGAUGGAUGGAGCGGUCACAACCAUCACAGUGAUGCUAUUGCUGGGAUUUGUGGACGAUGUUUUGGAUCUUCGCUGGCGGCACAAGCUUCUCCUCUCAGCUAUUGGCACAUUUCCACUGAUGCUUACCUACGACGGAAGCGUGUCCAUCGCAGUUCCGCGUCCACUACUGCCUUUUUUUUCCAGCUCUUUUGUGUACCUUGGCGUGUUUUAUCUUCUGUACCUUAGCCUGUUGUGUAUAUUCUGUACGAACAGCAUUAACAUUCUAGCGGGUGUGAAUGGGGUAGAGGUGGCGCAAGCCAUCGUCAUUGCCGUGACGUGUAUUGUGUACAACAUUUUCCGGAUGCGGUUAGAGAGGGAGUCACUUAACACGUCCGCUGGUCAUAGCGACUCCCACCUCAAUCCUCAUCUUUCGGUGGCAGAGGGCGGUGGUUCACUACAUGAACUAAUGGCGAUUUCGCUCUUGGCACCGUUUGUGGGUGUCAGUGCGGCGUUGUGGCGCUAUAAUCAAUACCCUGCCCGCAUCUUUGUGGGCGACAGCUACACCUACUUUGCGGGAACCGUGCUUUCCGUCUCUGGGGUGACAGGGCAUUAUGGCAAGACCCUUAUUCUCUUUUUCAUCCCGCAGCUUGUCAAUUUUAUUAUUUCCCUUCCACAACUGUUUUAUAUUGUGCCUUGCCCGCGUCAUCGGGUUCCACGUUGGAAUGCAAAGCUGAAUGUGCUGCAGAACAGCGGAAAUUACACUCUUCUGAACGUUAUAUUGUGGAUUUGCGGGGACAUGCAUGAACGAGAUCUCACCAACGCGGUGCUGAAGUUGCAAGUCUGCUGCUGUGUUUUUUCCUUCGUGAUGCAGUACCUCUUUGCUUCCUAUCUUUACGAUCAAAUCUCCUAG
Molecule: messenger RNA, 1236 nt
Organism: Trypanosoma rangeli
Lineage: Eukaryota; Euglenozoa; Kinetoplastea; Trypanosomatida; Trypanosomatidae
Product: putative UDP-N-acetylglucosamine-dolichyl-phosphate N-acetylglucosaminephosphotransferase
Exons: 1
Coding region: 1-1236 (411 amino acids)
Biological process (GO): dolichol-linked oligosaccharide biosynthetic process; protein N-linked glycosylation
Cellular component (GO): membrane
Molecular function (GO): UDP-N-acetylglucosamine-dolichyl-phosphate N-acetylglucosaminephosphotransferase activity
Source: RefSeq, a predicted model, not a curated record